CGGUCUAGCUCCGAAGAGAUAGAUGUGACAGGAGUUGAGGCAGAGGCUACAUCACAAACCGCCUCCUCCUCGUCACCCGCGUAUGGGGAACUCUUGGACGUCAUGACCCGCGCCACCGCCAGCCUAAUCCUGGACUGGUCGGCGGAGAUGCAGGAACGCGCGUCUAGUAGCCAUCUGGAUGAGCGCUUCCUAGCAGGUCAUAAACGCUCCGCCCCCCGAGCCUUCCAUUCCUCCCUGAGCUUCACAGCGAGCUGUUGAGGUCAUGGAGGAAUCCUUUUUCUGCCCGCGUCUUUCCCCAUAACAAGUCAAACUACGCUAAAGUGAAGGGGUUGGAAGACAGCGGGUACACAAAGAUGCCUCAGAUGGAGGAAUCCCUUGCAGGUUAUCUCGCUGCUCCCCAGGCAUCUUCGUGGAGGGCUCCUACCUUGCCUUCGAAGCCGUGCCAGUUUACAUCUAGGCUCGUGGGCAAGGCAUACGCGGCGGCUGGGCAGGCGGGCGGUACCCUGCAUACUAUCUCUGUAUUGCAGGCUUACCAGGCGGAUCUUCUAAAGGACGCUGAUGAGCGGGGUGGGGGGGAGGUGCUGGCUCCUGCUGAAAUCGAGGAGCUCCGCCGCUCAUGUGAUCUUGCUCUCCGUGCAACCAAGCAAGCGGCUCGCGCCAUCGGCCGCUCUCUUGCGGCACUCAUUGUCACGGAGAGGCAUUUAUGGCUUAACCUGUCGGGGCUAAAGGAGAAGGACAGGUCUUUUCUACCUGAUGGCCCGGUUUCGCCUGCCGGGCUUUUCGGAGCUGCUGUUGAGACAGUAGUCCGUAAGUUCAGGGAGGCGAAGGUUAAGUCAGUGGCGUUUGAGCACUACAUCCCUCGCCGUAGGCGGCGUCCUUUCGGUGAACCACCUGAAGCUGAGCCUGCCGCCGGGCCCAGCUGGCGGCAGAGUCAGAAGGCGAGCGUAGCUGCGAGAGCCCCGCCUCCGAGGAGUCGGGGCGCUGGGUAG
This is a messenger RNA of Sinocyclocheilus anshuiensis, 989 nucleotides long. RefSeq lists its product as uncharacterized. NCBI's taxonomy places the organism in Eukaryota, Metazoa, Chordata, Actinopteri, Cypriniformes, Cyprinidae. The record is from RefSeq and is a predicted model, not a curated record. The transcript is spliced from 2 exons. The coding region runs from base 354 to 989 and encodes 211 amino acids.